AUGUCUUCCCCACAUCGACAGGAAUGUCUUGAUUUUCAGAUGAAUGAUUCCAACUUCUGCAAGAUGAUCCACAUGAAAAGGACCCUUUGCUGUAAAUACAAGCAGGUGAAAAAUUGCAUCGCCAAAAGUGAAAAGGCUUUCAACAGACUUGGUGAAGCAGCACCUGCCAAUUUAAAGACAGAAUGGUUGGCCAAUGAGAGGAUCACUCAGUCCAGCAGAAUAAAUGAUCCUGCAUCGAUGGAUGUUUACAAUAUAAAUAUCAAGAAGGUUAAGCUGACCAUGUCUUCAUAG
Suillus bovinus is the source of this 291-nucleotide messenger RNA. RefSeq lists its product as uncharacterized. Lineage: Eukaryota; Fungi; Basidiomycota; Agaricomycetes; Boletales; Suillaceae. The coding region runs from base 1 to 291 and encodes 96 amino acids. The transcript has a single exon. The record is from RefSeq and is a predicted model, not a curated record.